CUCCUGAUCUCUGCUUCCUGAGUAGCUAGGAUUACAGGAAGUCGCUUCUGUAAAUUAAGGUUGAUUUCCUUUUGGAGUACAGAAGACAUCCCUGUUCCGUGGAGAGAGCGUUGUCAAGAGACCUGUGCACAGGGAGUUGUGACCUUCAGGGAUGUGACUGUAGAGUUCUCUCAAGAAGAAUGGAUGUGCCUGGAACCUGCCCAGAGGAAUUUGUACAGGGAUGUGACUUUGGAGAACUUCAGUCACUUGGUCUCACUAGGUCUUUCCAUGGCUAAGCCAGAUGUUAUCUCCUUAUUGGAGCAAGGGAAAGAACCCUGGAUGGUCACAACUGAUAUGAAAGGACCAUGGUACUCAGACCUGAAGUCCAGGUGUGAGACAUGUCCACAGCCAGGUAUUUUUGGAAUAGAGCCAUUCAGUUGGGAGCUGAUGGAAAGCCUUAAAUACGGUGGCCUGGAGGGCUCCCGUCUCAGAGAUGUCUGGGAAUGCCAUGGCUCAUUGGAGAGACCACAAGGUAACCAGGAGUGCAAUUUCAAGCCAGUGAAAAGCUAUGAAAAUGAGCCCACCUUCCAGCAUCACACGUCCCUUAGCCUCCAUCCACGCAGUGGACCUAGCGAGAAACUGAUGGCGUGCCGUGAGUGUGGGAAAGCCUUUAGCCGUGGCUCCCACCUUACUCAGCACCAGAAAACUCACACUGGCGAGAAGCCCUUUGAAUGUAAGGAGUGUGGCAAGGCCUUCAGUCGCGCAUCACACCUUGCUCAGCAUCAGAGAAUUCACACUGGCGAGAAGCCUUAUGACUGCAAGGAGUGUGGGAAGGCCUUUGGUCGCACUUCAGAACUUACACUUCAUGAGAGACUUCAUACUGGUGUCAAACCCUACGAGUGCAAAGAAUGUGGAAAGGCCUUCCGGCAGCACUCACAGCUCAUUCUGCAUCACAGAACUCACACAGGUGAGAAGCCCUAUGUAUGUAAAGAUUGUGGGAAGGCUUUUAUUCGUGGCUCCCAACUUACUGUUCACAGGAGAAUUCAUACUGGUGCUAGACCUUACCAGUGUAAAGAGUGUGGGAAAGCCUUCAGACAGCACUCACAACUGACUGUCCAUCAGCGCAUCCACACUGGGGAGAAGCCCUACGAAUGCAAGGAGUGUGGAAAGGGCUUUAUUCAUAGCUCAGAAGUGACUCGGCAUCAGAGAAUUCAUUCUGGGGAGAAGCCCUAUGAAUGUAGGGAGUGUGGCAAGGCCUUCCGACAGCACGCACAGCUUACUCGCCAUCAGAGAGUUCAUACCGGUGACAGACCCUAUGAAUGUAAGGACUGCGGAAAGGCAUUUAGUCGUAGCUCAUACCUUAUUCAGCAUCAGAGAAUUCAUACAGGUGACAAGCCCUAUGAAUGUAAGGAAUGUGGGAAAGCCUUCAUUCGUGUUUCCCAACUGACUCACCACCAGCGAAUCCAUACCUGUGAGAAACCCUAUGAGUGCAGGGAGUGUGGGAUGGCCUUCAUUCGCAGUUCACAGCUUACGGAACAUCAGAGGAUUCAUCCGGGUAUCAAGCCUUAUGAAUGUAGACAGUGUGGGCAGGCCUUUAUUCUUGGCUCACAGCUCAUUGACCACUACAGAACUCACACUGGAUAGGAAGCCUCACAUGCAAGGGGUACAGAAAGCUGCUAGGGGAGCUCACCCUGGCUCAGUACUGCUCAUUUACAUUGUAAUGUAAUCCAUGUCAUCAAGCCAUCUUCUGCCACUUCCAUUAUGGAACAUCAUAGAACACAUUCCAGAAGAAAAGUCAAUAAAUGUAGAGUCCAUUUUGCCUCACUCAGUGUUUAUUAAGUGUUAAGUAUUUAUUAAGCAUCAGAGAACCUAUGCUAAACAGAGUAAACACAAACAUAGAAAAGCCUCUGUUAUCACUCAAAAUAGGUUAAAUUUCUGAGAAUUUCAAAUAGAAAGUAAAAUAUUUUGUGGCUUAGCAUGCCUAGAGGAUAAGCUGGCCUAGAGGAUAGCUUGAGCCCAAGAGUUUGAGAACAGCCUGGGCAACGGAGCAAGGUCCCAUCUCAAAAAAGAAAUUGUGAGAGUGCCUUUGGCAUGGCAUAGAUUCUGCCUGACAUUGUCUUUCUUCCAUUGACUACUGACUGUGUCACUGGACAAAUCAUUGAAUCUUUCUGUCCCUUGUCCCUCAGUUUGAUUUAUUUUUAUUUGUUAGUGGUAAUAAUUUGCCUACCUAGGAGAGUUUUCAUGAGGACUAUAUCAGGUAUUUUAUAAAAAGCCUUGGAAUGAAUAUCUAGCAUGUAUGUGUUCACAAGUAGUAGCUGUUGUCAGUAAUUUUAUUAUCAGCAUCCCUGUCAAGGAGCUCAUGUAAGGGGAGGGCCUCAUGGAUGUCUAAUAGCAAAAAGCCUUCACAAUCACUUACUAUAAUUCAUUCCAAAAACAGCAGUGGAGCAUUAAUUAUCACAGGAGGCCUUCAUUCAAAAGGCUAGAAACUCAGAUUAGAAAUGAACAGAAGAGUAACUAGAUGAAAUGUGCCCACUUAGAAGUCAAAACUACCUCUUAGUGUUACUUAAUUAAAAAGGAAAUCAAAACUAAAACUAUGGCUUGGCGAGGGUGGCU
This is a messenger RNA of Castor canadensis (American beaver), 2592 nucleotides long. RefSeq names its product zinc finger protein 565 (gene Znf565). The record is from RefSeq and is a predicted model, not a curated record. Lineage: Eukaryota; Metazoa; Chordata; Mammalia; Rodentia; Castoridae. Gene Ontology annotation, cellular component: transcription regulator complex; PcG protein complex; chromatin. Gene Ontology annotation, molecular function: RNA polymerase II cis-regulatory region sequence-specific DNA binding; DNA-binding transcription factor activity, RNA polymerase II-specific. Gene Ontology annotation, biological process: regulation of transcription by RNA polymerase II.